CACAUGAUCAUUGAAAAUUCCAAAAUGGAGGGCAGUGGAAACGAAGCAGGAGCAGGAGCUGGUGGAGCUUUUGGUGCUGGUAAAGCAGGGGCUCCGUUUGAUCCCCUUGCAUUUAUCAAAAAACCUCAAGUAAUUCUUAGGGUUGUUAGCUGGCUCUUCUCUGUCAUAGUAUUUGGUUGCAUAUCGGCAGGAGGAACGUAUGAAGGUGUUUGUCUCUACAAUAAGGACACAAACGCUUGUAACUAUGGCAUGGGAAUAGGUGUUCUUGCAUUUAUCGGCUGUAUAGCCUUCCUUGUAGUGGAUGCCUUGUUCGAUAAUAUGAGCAGUGUACAACAUAGGAAAUAUGCUGUCAUUGGAGACAUGGGAUUUUCUGGUCUUUGGACAUUCCUCUGGUUUGUGGGUUUCUGUUAUUUGACCAACAAAUGGGCGAGCACAGACAAGGUUUGGGUGGAUACACAAACAGAAAUGGGAAGGAAUAAUGUCCAGGCUGCUAUUGCAUUUUCAUUCUUUUCCAUCUGCUCAUGGGCUGGUUUGACUGUCCUUGCCGUCAUGCGAUAUAGACAAGGAUCAGCUGCCGCAUUUGCCCCCAGCUACGAGCCUGACCCAAAUGCUCAGCAGUCAGCCCCCUACUCCUCCUACCCAGGGCCUGACAGUUCUGACCCCUACCAGCAACCACCAUUUUCACAGCCUGCCCCGCAGCAAGGAGGGCCGGAAUAUCAGCCACCUACUUACUAACUGACACCUGAUUAGAAAUUAUUGUCUGAUAAAUAAAUGAUGUCCUGAAUCAAGUCUGGAUAAAACGAACUAUGAAUGCAACGUGUGGGUCAAAUAAGAACAAGAACAAACUGAAUGAGGCAACAUCUCGUUCAGGGAUACAGCGCCGCCUGGUGGCCAGUGACAUUUAGCAUCACUGGUUAGGACUUGGAAAGACACAUUCUUACGGCUUUGCUGUUACAAUGAACUGAUUGGCUAAAUGAUGAUAUCUUUAUGGUGUUGUAAAUCACUUGGUUUUGCAUCAGUUUUAUUCUCUGGAAAACUUGCAGAAAUGGAACAUUUGCCGGUACACUCACCUAGAAAAUUGCCGUAAUUUAGAGGAGGCAGUCUGACAAUGAGGUGGUGAAAUAAAAAUGAUGCAUAAUGAAGUGAUGAUGCAGUGCUUUGUUGUAAAUAAUGAUAUGCAUGGCUAACAUCAGGUGUAUGAUAUGCGCAGAACAAUUUCAUCAAAGAAAACCACUAUUGAAUCUUUAGGACAUCAUAGCCAAUCGACUUGAGAUAAUUUAUUUUCAUUUGUUUCAUUUAUUGAUUGAUUUUAUCAGUGAAAAUAGCAGAAGCUAUUUUGAAUAUUUGACGAUGAUAAAAAACAGUUCAUCUAUGCGUUAUUUCACCCCAAAUGAGUUGUUACACUACGCCACCCUGCCGUUGAACUUGUUGAAGAACCAGUAUAUGCAAAUCAAUGCUCAUGUCGUUUAAACAUGGUGAAGACACUCAGUUAUUGAGUCUAACCAAGAAGGCGAGGACAACAUUUCAGUUGCCAUAUUCGUUAAUUGGCCUUGUAAUGUCUGUGGCUUAUUUUUUUGCAACUUGUGAUGCUAAGUGCAAGACCUUGGAACGUCUUACAAACUAUUCCCCAAAGCUUCACUAACCAUAAGUGGUGGGAAUAACAUUUAGACAUAGCAUUAGUUCAUAAAGUAAUAUAAUUUGCUUCAUAUAUUCUGGGCAGAUUUGCUGAAUUGAAACAGGGGGAUGAUGUGUUGGGACUGAGAAUAAUGGUUUGGUCAGGUCCAAUGGUUAGAUGACAUGAAUGCUCGAAUGCUUUGUUGAACGUGGACAGAAAGUCAAGCCAAAUCUGGAUAAAUCGCAACUUCCAUUAUGCAUGCUACAGUUAGUGCUUUUGAUCAUUCUAUGGUACUGAUUGAGCUUUGGAUAAAAGGGCAGCCCAUGUUCGCUACUUUCCAAGUGGUGGUUUCUGAAUUUGUCCAUCAUCUGUUUCAGUGAAUCAGAAAUAUGUUGCCAUUGCUGUAGCAGCUGUGUCCAAGCUUCAAGUGACGUGAAGUCACUUAGAAUAUAUGGUCACAGUGAUACAAUCACUCAGACACUUCAUCAUUACAAAUCAACCACCUGUUCUGAUGAGGUGGAUUUAGCAUGUCGGGUGAAAUGACUUGUAGGCCUACUGGUACGUUGAUAAGUGUUGUUAUGAUAUACAGCUAGACCAGUGAUGCAUUCAGUUGCCUCUCUGUCUCCAGCAGAUAUAUAUUAUUCUUGCUGUCUACUUAAUGACUUGAUCUAUUUCUAAAGUUCAUCAUUCACAUUGCCAACCUAUGUCAACAUUAAUUGCAAGAUUUUCUGGGUGACUUUAAGUGUAGGAGCUUCUUCUCAAGUUUAUCAUUGAAACUUGCAUUUCAAGAAAUGUUAUCAUCUACUUCACUCUGAACAGAAGAUCAGUGAUGAGUUCAGCUUUUCGUGAUGGGUUCAUAUUAGCUUGAUUACGUUAUAGAGUCCUUUUAACAAAUCGACCUGUUAACUUGCAACCUGAUUGACAACACCAGGUUGAAUAAUUGGUUUGAGUUACAAGCCACAGUAUCACUCUAAGCAACCAUAUAAUAGAUGCACGUGUUGAGACAACACGUUAGAUGUAGACCUCUCUCUUUUCAUUCCUUCCCUCAUAAAUAAGCUCACAAGCGUAUUUUUGAAGAAAUCCCAAAGAGCAUGGACUCGAGGGAGUCUGAAAAGAGCCUGAAUGUCAAAGAGAUUACCACGCUCCUUCUGCUUGAGGAACAAUGGAAGGGUCAGAUUAAGUUCUCUCGCAGAGGUGCUUUGUCCUUUGGAAAAUGUUUGUUAGAACUACGUACUAGUAUUGUGGCUGUUCAACUUCUUGGCAUUCUAAAUACAUGUAAGAACUGCAUGUAUUUGUAUCACCAGCUGCACCCGCCAGUUAAAGGUUUGGUCAUACACCCUCAGCAAGUUAGGACCUUUGGUUUGCGAUUCUUUGAAUUGUGUAAUUUUUGAUGAUUUCUGUAAGCAAGCUGUUAUGAACCCACUUGUUAGAUCAUGAGUAUAGUGUUGACGUUGUAUUGUUUGGUCCAUUAGUUAACCUAUAGUACUCUUUGACAUGCUGUUAUUUCUUGUUUCUUUUAUAACUAAACAAUUAUUUAAAUAAAUUAUGUUAAGAUGAUCUGUAGGUGUAUGAUGCUAGUUUAAUUUAUGAGCUAUUGUCAUCCCCUAAAGCACUGUUAAGGCCCAAAAUACCAGUGUGCUAUAAAAUAAACUAUUAUUUUCCUGGUAAGUUUGAACGUCCAAGACUUGUUGGUCAGAAUAUUUUGACAUUGAUUGUCUCAGGUUGCGUGUUUUAGGGUUGACCUUAGCUCUCUUGAUGAUAGGCAUUGUAGCCAUUAUAUUGAAACAUAGUAAUCAUUUUGUGCUAAUAUUUUUUGAAAACAUUCCAUAGCAGUGUCCAUGCUAAAAUACCCUCCGGAGUAUGGCAGAACAGAGCUAACAUGGUAUCUUUAGUCUGUUUCCAGAAUUGAUUGAUAAUCAAAUGUAAGCUUCAAUCCUCUAACCAACACCAAAAUUGUCUGAAAGUUAAAAUAUUUUGAACCGUUUUAGAUAUCAUGUUGUUACAUUCGUCGUGUUGUCUGCUGAGCCAUUGGAGACAGACAUUUACCCUAAUUCAUCGCAAAAGUAAAGUUACAAAUUCGCAAAACUGUGAAAUAAAAUGGCUGCGACUAUUUCCUGGUUUACAGUGUCUGCCUGUGCAGGUUAGUGAUUCUUCCCAUUAGACUAUUGUGGGAUUCCAUCUUUUGUUUCAUUCAGAUCUCUUCUUUAUCGGGCCUGGUGGGAGGCAAGAAAUGAGGAUUAGAUACCUAGGGGUACUUUUAACAGUGUUCCCUUAUCGCCACACAGCCUUCCACUUGUUCCCAUCAUUAACAAGUAGCUUCAUUCUGUAUCCGUCUAUGUACUACUUAAGUCUUAACUCUAUAACCUAUCAGAAACGAUCCAAAUCUCUAGUCUUAGUAUCUGUCCCGUACUAAGUUGGUAAUGGAUCAUGUAAACAUUACUGGACAGACUUGUAUUGUAAUGUGUAUCAUUGACAACUUGGCAGAACCGUCUGGACAGCUCAUAGCGUUACCAAAACAGACUUUACUGUCCAGUGGGUAAUUCUGAAUGCAGAAAGAGAGGGGCUUGGUCACAGAUCACACACAUUACUUUACAGACAUGAAAAGUAAUGUACAUAACCUUUACCAGCUUGGAUGGGACAUAGAAAUAGCCAACUGAAAUGUCUUUAGGCAAUAUAGUGUGUCAUUGUUGGGUGUCAUUUUCAACUACCAGUAGUUGGUUCAUGUUUUAGAAAGACGAGUGACUCAUGCAAUACGUGUAGUUGUGGAGAAAGUGUUUCUCAUGGUUUGAUAUAGCUAUUGUAGAGUAUUUGUACAACUGGCUUGCUUCUUUAGGCCAAGUCUUGCACCAGAACAUGGCAAUGCAAUCUUGAACUUUAUAGGGUUAUUCAAUAACAACUGCAGGGAGAACCUUCUGAUAGGUUGCCAAUAAUGAAAAUCAGACAACAUCUUAACAUUGCUAACCACAGUGUUACGGUCGUGCACAAUGUGUCACGAGAUUCUCCCUGUCUUUUCAAAGUGAAGAGAGUAAAUUCAAGAAUAUGCCAGUAUCCUAGUCAAGGUUUAAGCCUGGAUGAGAAGUCUCAACAAGUCAGAGAUACUGUAAAGACAGGAGCUCUUGGGGAUCGUUCGUUUGUUUGGCAGGAUGAGGACAGACGUAGCCUGUGUGUGUAGAGAUUGUGUACACUUGAAAGGCAUCGAGCCGUUUCAUCUCUAGAAUAUAUGUUUGAAGUAAAGCGAAGGGUUCAAGAUCUUUGAAUUAGGCUAUGGAGAACCCAGAUCUUCCCAUCUGUAGCAAUUCAUUUUUCGCUGAUAGAUUCAACGCACUCUUGUAUAACGCUGACGAGCUUGAUCAAAUUAGGGAUUUGAGAAUUCAUUAACCUAAAAUGUGUGUUCAUUUGCAGAUGGCGAAUGAUUGAAAUGCUGUAGGUUUGGGCUAUUCAUGUGUGUGGUAGGUUCACUUUGGGAGGUGGUCACUGUGAAUAUCAUCACCCUUGGCCCUUCCGUUGUGAUGUUGUCUUGCUUUUCUCUCCCAUGACAUGCACAAGACUACUGCUCAGAUAUACUGCACGCUGCAUGUAUAUUUUUGUAGCCGUGCUUGUUAAAUAAUCAUGAAUUUCUGCAGGUGUUUUGUAUUGUUAAGAUAAUUCCAUAUGGUAUAAGAUGACGCCAGCCUAAUCCUGCUACUUAAAGGUGUACUUCAAUGCACAUGGAUGUGUGCUAUUCUAAGCUUGAAACCAACUCUGUUUCACCAUAUGGUUCAUGUAACUGCUCAAAAUAUUUUGACAUAGGGUGUUAGUGCUGCCAUCUUUUUCUGUAUUACAUAACCAUUGACCUUUACUGGUCCCUGAGGCAGCGAUCAAUAACUCACAAUGAAAGCAUGUUUUCUUCUUGAUCACACUAAUAGGAUUCAGACAACUGCUGCACUCUAUAUCUGAUGGCUGAACUACAAGUACAGUCUUCUGGGCUGCUACAAGUAUGCUGUGAUUGAUCAGUUCAAAAACACUCAGUCUGGUUCAACCAAUCGAAUCUCCCGUUACAAUGUCAAUCCCGUUCCUCAGACUUGCCCUGUCUUUUCCAAUCCAUCUGCCACAUGUGAACGUGUCCAUCAGACUCCCUAACGGCUAUGCAGAAACUCUCCUGCAACAGAUUUCUGGCUAUGUACACCCUUCCUUUAUAAGGGGGAGUCUUUUGUAACAAAAAUGAAGGUGUACAUGCAUUUGCUGGCCAAUUUUCACUGAGGGUAUCGGAAGAAAUGUUGGAAGCUGAAAACCUGUUGUAUGAGUAUUUCUAAACAGCCAGGAGCUAUAUUUAGAUGUACAUAUAUAUCAAUGUUGCUUGCAUAUUUGUGUAUGAUAUUUGUGAGGUCAGUUAAAGAGAACUUUAAAAAAACUGUAGUAGACAUGUUUUGCUAGAAACAGUGUGUGUAAAUAUACAUAAAUGUGUGUGGUUGUGUGUAAUUUAGUCAUCACCAGAGUUGCCAAACCACGUCGCUGUACAUUUUUGGUUGAGGUUGUAUAAUAUAUAAGACAUUGUUAAGAUUGAAGUGUUAUCAUUUGUUUACGACAUUAAUAGUCAAUUUAGUUAUGAUGCAAAGUUGUCCUGCAUCUAGUUGGACCACAGAAUGGUGUGCCUGGAUUAGGCUCAAAGAUGCUACGAACAUAGUCAUGAAAAUGACUGAAACAAUACAUUGAUACCUCCUGCAGUGCAACACUUUGAAACCUGUUUUGCCAUCAAGCUGUAAUACUUUCACCAUCCAGCCUAAUUCUUUCAACUGUCCUGUGGUCCCUGGAGAAAGAUGCCCGCCUCUCUAGCCUGUAAUAUAUGCAGUUGUAGAUAAAUGAUUUUUAAUAGCAAAGCUUUAUUAACAGCAACAAUGGCUAGCUACUGUGUGGAGUAGUAUUUUGGUUGAGCCCUUGUACAUUUGAUACCACUAGGCUAUAGUAAAAUUAUUAAAUUAGAUAUUGGAGUAAUUUGUGUUACAAAAUGGAAUAAAGAGACAUAGAUAUGUUAUUGUUAACACUGGAAA
Messenger RNA from Lineus longissimus, 6642 nucleotides. RefSeq names its product synaptogyrin-2-like. The record is from RefSeq and is a predicted model, not a curated record. The transcript is spliced from 5 exons. The coding region runs from base 4 to 735 and encodes 243 amino acids. Gene Ontology annotation, cellular component: synaptic vesicle membrane; neuromuscular junction. NCBI's taxonomy places the organism in Eukaryota, Metazoa, Nemertea, Pilidiophora, Heteronemertea, Lineidae.